Syngnathus acus (greater pipefish) is the source of this 1549-nucleotide messenger RNA. RefSeq names its product PAK1 interacting protein 1 (gene pak1ip1). The transcript is spliced from 10 exons. The record is from RefSeq and is a predicted model, not a curated record. Lineage: Eukaryota; Metazoa; Chordata; Actinopteri; Syngnathiformes; Syngnathidae. Gene Ontology annotation, molecular function: protein binding. Bases 202 to 1314 code for a protein of 370 amino acids.
CCGCGCAUGCGCAGUAGACGCUCGUCAUCUUGUUUUGGUUCUUCACGUGUGUGAAGGCGCACACAUCGAAAAUGUGUUUGUCGUCGGUCUCUUAGUUGCUCUACUGUGCUUAUUUUGUUUUUAACUAGUUGAAAUACAUUUACUGCAAGUGUGAUAAAGUGGCAGAGCUUGAGCGAAAGACAAGACACCAUCGAAUUCGUCAUGGCCGCCUUCGUGGAGCUGGUUGCUGGCUGCUACGAGCAAAUUGUGUUUGGUUACCGUGUUCAAACUGACCAGAACGAGUGGAUAGCCAAGCCAUACUUUACACAUCACGCUCAUACGGCGUCGGUGUCGGCAGUGGCAGCCAGCAACAGAUAUGUGGUGACUGGCAGCAAAGACGAGACCAUGCUCCUGUACGACAUGAAGAAGAAGGUGGAACAUGGUGCUCUGCUGCACCAUGACGGCACCAUCACCUGCCUGGAGUUCUACGGUGGGACGCAUCUGCUGAGCGGAGGGGAAGAUGGACUCUUAUGUGUGUGGAGAACCAAGAAGUGGGAGUGUCUCAAGUCCAUAAAAGCGCACAAAGGUCAUGUGACAUCUCUGUCUGUACAUCCAUCUGGUAAACUUGCAUUGACGGUGGGCACUGAUAAAACACUGCGUACAUGGAAUCUCAUUAAUGGAAGAUCGGCCUUCAUCAAAAACAUCAAACAAAAUGCACACAUUGUGCGGUGGUCUCCGGACGGCAAUAAAUACGCGGUGGUCAUCCAGGACAAGCUCGACCUGUACGACCUGGAGACAGCCGCAUUGAGCAGCACUCUUAAGAACCCCCAGAGGAUCUCUGCCAUCAACUUCUUAAACAAUUCCAUCCUGGCUGUUGCAGGUGAUGACGAAACAGUGAGGCUGUGUGAUGUUGCCAAAGCGAAAUGGGUGUGCGAAUUCAAGGCUCAUGAAACCAGGGUAAAAGCAGUGGAGAGCUUCAAGCUGGGCGAUCACUGCGUCUUGGUCACGGCCUCCAACGACGGCUUCAUCAAAAUGUGGAAGCUCCGUCUGAAUGAUGAGCUGGAGUGUCCCACCCUCCUGGGGGAAGUCAACACCAUGGCCAGGCUGACAUGUCUUGCUGUGCGCAAACCUUCCGCGCAACAGCAGACCUCCAAAGAAGACGAAAAAGCAGCUAAGGCCACAUUGUCACAAGAAGUGGCGGAGGCACUUUCGAAAACAAAGCGAGUACGCAUCUUCACGCAUGAAGAAGUCAUUUUGGAAGAUGAAAGCGGGCCGAAGAAAAAGAAGAGGAAGAAGAAGAGAAAGGUCGGUGGGCAACAGAAAGAAGAUAAAUAAAUUACAAAUUAUAUACAAAAAAAAAAGAUCCUUCCUUGUGUGACUCUUUGGAAUGGAAACACUCUCCACAAAUGGUCAUUUAAAACACACACACAUAUAUACACAAUCACUUAAAAUACUUUUGAACGUGCAUAAUUCUGUCAUUGCUAUUGUUGGAAUUGUAUGACUUUAUUCUUUUACUUUAAUGUUUAUUUUUGCUUCUGUACUUUUAAUAAAGCUUUGAUGAGUCGCAUAA